Calypte anna (Anna's hummingbird) is the source of this 630-nucleotide messenger RNA. Its product is annotated as ankyrin repeat domain-containing protein 26-like. Lineage: Eukaryota; Metazoa; Chordata; Aves; Apodiformes; Trochilidae. The record is from RefSeq and is a predicted model, not a curated record. The transcript has 4 exons. Bases 1 to 630 code for a protein of 209 amino acids.
AUGAGCAUCCUGCAGUCCUCUGAAGAAUCCCCAGGGUUCUCCUCAAAGAAAAACAAAGAUUGCUUUGAUGAAAACACUCAAGAGAUCCAAGGUGAGCACUCAGGAUCUACUAAAACAGGCCUGAAGGAAGCCACUGAAAACUCUGAGGUGCAGAAGGCAUUAGCCCAGCUCCAGAGUGAAAGCCAUUUAUUCCAUCAGCUGCUGGAAGAUGUGCAGGAGCAGCAGCUCAUGCAAGGAAGUGCAGUGACUGUUUCCCAGGAAUGGUUUAAUGACAUUUUCCACAAACUCCGAGCUGUUGCUGAGAAGCAAGUGUACACACUGGAAGAGAUGAACAAGGAAUUAAAGGCCAAUUGCACUGAUUUAAGAGAACAAGUCUUUAACUAUGAGGCUGACGAAGUAAAAAGAGAGGGCAAUGUCAGAGAGCUGCAGCAGGAGCUUGGUGAAGCUCUUAAAAAGCUCUCUGUGGCAGAAGCUUCACUGGAAGUUGCUACGAGGCGCUGCAGGAACCUGGAGGAAGCCAACCUGGGCUUGGAAAAGGAAUUGGAAGAGGCUAAAUCCAAGGUACAUGAAGUUGUCCCAGAGUUCCAGAACAAACUCCAUUCACAGAUUGCUUUGAAGCUCUCUUGCUGA